Molecule: messenger RNA, 3952 nt
Organism: Siniperca chuatsi (mandarin fish)
Lineage: Eukaryota; Metazoa; Chordata; Actinopteri; Centrarchiformes; Sinipercidae
Gene: rxfp2a
Product: relaxin family peptide receptor 2a
Exons: 20
Coding region: 223-2493 (756 amino acids)
Biological process (GO): G protein-coupled receptor signaling pathway
Cellular component (GO): membrane
Molecular function (GO): G protein-coupled receptor activity; protein binding
Source: RefSeq, a predicted model, not a curated record
CUUUCUUUCAGCAGAGUCUUCAGAGAGCUCCGGGAAGGACAGUGUGGAGAGGAUGUAGCUGUUUUUGCGCAACAGCUCGGUACUUUCCACGCUGCUACUUAAGCUGAUUCACCCGACGCCUUAGUUCUGACUGGGACUUCUGCUGACUUAUUUAUCGACUGGCAGGUUUUCACUUGGGAAACCUAUCGUGGAUUUGGUCCGAGGCAUUACACCCGGAGCAACAUGAGCGCAGGAAAACGUCUGAGCCUCAAGAUGGACGUACCUGUCUUCAUUUUGCUCAUCCACUUGACCCACACUGAGAUCAGAGCGCUGAAGGCCAGCAGGGUGGAAGUAGAGGCUGGAUGCCCCCUCGGCCAGUUCCCAUGUGGGAACGUGAGUGAGUGCCUCCCACAGGCUUUGCAGUGUAACGGACACAAAGACUGUCCCAAUGGAGCUGACGAGCGGCGCUGUGGGGACAACAUUGGAUGGGCGGACUUAUUUGGUCAAACACUACAGAAUGCCAAUCCUGUGGACCAGUACCUCCUGAAUGAGUGUUUCUUGAAGGAGUAUCCAGAGACUUGUGACUGCAUACAAACAGACGUUGAGUGUGUGGAGGUCAACCUGCAGGAUGUUCCUCUACUCUCUCCAAAUGUUACCUGGCUGUCGCUGAGGAGCAAUGAGAUCCGAAUGUUGUCUGAUUUUGUUUUCUCAGACUACUCUUCCCUAGAGAGACUGUUUCUGCAAAACAACAGCCUCCAGUUCAUAUCCAAACAUGCCUUCAGCGGGUUGCACAAUUUAAAGAGGUUGUUUCUUAGUGAGAACUUGAUAUCCUCCCUUAGUCCUGGUGUGUUCAGGGAUCUCCAUCAGUUGGAGUGGCUGAUGUUGGAUCAUAAUCCACUAAGCAUCUUGUCCCAGGAUACCUUCAUUGGGCUCCAGUCUCUCAUGUACCUAUCCAUGGUGGACACCUCGCUGCAGCAUCUUCCUCACCCGAGCUUCUGUCAACACAUGCCUGCCUUGGACUGGCUGGAUCUUGAGGGAAACCAGAUUCAAACUCUCAACUACUCUAUCUUGAAGACCUGCAGCAAGCUGGAAGUUCUGUUACUGAUGGACAACAGGAUCAGAAGACUUCCUGAAAACACCUUCCAGUCUCUGUGGAAACUGGCUGACCUGAAUCUGUCCAGCAACAGGAUAAGGGAGCUGCCGAAAAACACCUUUAAGACCCUCUCCAAGUCCCUCCUUAAACUAAAUAUUUCUCACAAUCCCCUUCUCCACAUUCACCCAAGCCACUUCAAUCAUCUGAUACAUCUUCAGUCUCUGGCGCUGGAGGGGAUAGAGAUCCCAGAUAUUCAGACGAAGAUGUUCCUGCCUAUGAAAAACCUCUCCCACAUCUACUUUAAGAAGUUCCAGUACUGCUCCUAUGCACCUCAUGUAAGGUCCUGUAAGCCCAACACAGAUGGCAUCUCUUCCUUUGAGGACCUGCUGGCUAACAUGGUGCUGCGGGUGUCUGUCUGGGUCAUGGCCUUCAUCACCUGCUUUGGUAACCUCUUAGUGAUCGGCAUGAGGUCACUGAUUCGAGCUGAGAACAACCUGCAUGCUGCCUGCAUCAAAGUCCUUUGCUGUGCAGACUGCCUCAUGGGUGUUUACCUGUUUUUCGUUGGAGUCUUCGAUGUAAAAUUCCGCGGGCAGUACAAUCGUAACGCCCUGCUCUGGAUGGAGAGCGUGGAGUGUCGGACCAUUGGAUUCCUGGCCAUGCUCUCCUCAGAGGUGUCUGUUCUCCUCCUGACCUACCUAACUCUGGAGAAGUUCCUGGUCAUUGUCUUCCCCUUCAGCAAUCUGCGCCCAGGCAAACUUCAGACUGGGGUGGUCCUGGCCUCUAUCUGGCUACUGGGGUUCAUUAUUGCUGCCGUGCCCCUAAUGAAUGAGGACGUGUUUGGAAAUUACUAUGGACGUAAUGGGGUCUGCUUUCCCCUGCACUCCGACAGGCAAGAAAAACCUACCGCCAAAGGAUAUUCCACAGCGAUUUUUCUGGGUCUAAACCUGGUGGCAUUCCUGGUGAUCGUCUUCUCCUACGCCAGUAUGUUCUACUCCAUCUAUAAAACUGGCAUCAAUGCAACAGACUUAAGGAGCCGACUGCACAAAGACGUGGCUGUGGCCAACAGGUUUUUCUUCAUAGUAUUCUCUGAUGCCCUCUGCUGGAUUCCCAUAUUUUUGGUGAAAGUCCUCUCACUACUGGAGGUGGAGAUACCUGGCACCAUCUCCAGCUGGGUAGUCAUCUUCAUCCUUCCAAUCAACAGCGCCUUGAACCCCAUCCUGUACACCUUAACCACCAGCUUCUUCAGAGAGCAGGUGGAACUUUUACUCUGUCGUUGGCAGAGAAGACAAACAUUCAAAAAAGACCGCAAAAGCCUCACCUCCUCUACCAUCUUCAUGGAGACGCAAAGGGCUCCUUGCUACCAGAUACCAGCCUACCUCCAGCGGGUGUCACUGACCGCUGCAGAUCCCCGCUACGCCUGAGGGAGGCAGGACCUUUCCUGGCACUUUGUAAACUACGGGUCGAGGGCCUAUUGCUGGUUAUGUCUUUAGGCUCCUACAUGUAGCACUAGUGUGUUUUAACGAGACUGAUCUCCCGGUGGAACAAAAUUAACAAUCACUGAGCUGUCUCAUCAUGCUCUGACACAUUUGUAAAAAUGACCACAAUUAAGCAGUUUACACUUUUUUCCCCUCAUGUACCCACACUGGGAGCACUUUGGGGUUCAGUGCUCAAAGUCACUUCAACAUGUGGGCACGAGGAGCCAGGGAUCAAACCACCAACCUUAUGAUUAGUGGAUGACCUUCCGUACCACUUGAGCCACAGUUACCCCCAUGCUUGCAUGUUUAUGUGGCCAUACAUUUGAUAUUGUUCCAGGUGAGCGUAUAGUAAAGUGAAAAUCGGAGUAACAAAGAAGAGGAGACGGAUGAAAGGAUAAAUACCAGCACAUACUGUACAUCUCACUGCCACCCUGAGGACGAUCACAAUGGACUUAAAAUGUCUUAAGUCAAGCAAAAGAAAAAAUGGCUUAUUGCCCCACAUGCAUCAUUUUCUACUUUAGUGACCCCUUGGUCAGAUUAUGGAGCUAGAGCAGGAGACAAACAGUCAAAUAUCUCUCUUAUCUCACAGACAUUGUUUUUUCUAUGGAGUGACUUAAGGAUGAAGCUCACUGAGUCACAGAUGUAACGCUUAUCAGACACUGAGCUGAGAAAUGGGUUCAUGGAUAAAUGGUUUCAGUCUCAACAAAAACAAGGGAUGAGUCUCGGACUGUGUAAGAUGUAGCACUCAAACAUGGUUUACGAAAUGCAAAUCAGCGGUUGCAUUUGUUUUCAUUUAAUAUGCACAAAAACGAACACAUACUUGAUAUUCAACUGCCAAAAUCCAGCUUGCAUUUUUUAUACCAUCUACCAAUUAUAAUGCAAAUACAAAGUCAAUUUACAUGUCAUUUUAAUAUCUUCUAUGAUGAAGUUUAAAUUAGAAUUAGUAACACAAUUUAAGCAUUUAUUAUGCUAUCCAAGCAAUCCAUGACAUUUAUUAUGCUCUCUGCUUCAUCCCUCUGUAUUUCUGCUCCCUGCUUUUGCUUUUGUCUUCUGGUAAUUUUGUCUCUGAUUAGCUUUCCUGAUAAGAUUUCCUUCUGUAAUACUAAUAAUAAUCUGUAAUACCCCUUUUCUAGAGCCUCCUCUACUCAGAAAUGAAGGAAGGAGAGCAUUUACAUUUUAGCAUGAUGUGUGAUCAUGCAAAAUUAUUAUAUAAAUGCAACAAAUGUUAUUUAAUUCACGCAAUAAAUCUGAAAAUGAAGUGUUUAAAGACAUUAAAUGAUCAUUUUUGACACAAAUCAUGAUAUUACUAAAAAUUAAAGCAUAUUUUAAAUAUUUUUUCCUUUAAUCAAGUUUUUGACUGGUUUGUAUUGAAGGGAAUGAGAAAAAUAAAAAUUUUGUACCAACA